CGUCACUUUUGUCUCUCUUUCUGACUUCUGAGCUGGUCACCUUCUUCAGCCUCCACUUCCUCUCAUCGUCUCCAUUGCCAUGAAGGAAUUCAUCUAUAUUCUCUCUCUCUCUCCUAAUUAAACUCCUCCAACCCUCCAUGCUUCUCCAAUGGAUGCCCCUCAUUUGCUUCCCGGUUCAAUCCAACCCCCGUCGCUGCCGAGGCCACCGCAAUCCCCGUCGACCUCCUUCUCCAGCUUCCCCAUACUCGUCAUCACCGUUCUAGGCAUGCUCACCACCUCCGUCAUCCUCGUCAGCUACUACCUCUUCGUCGUCAGGUGCCGCCUCAGCUGGCUCCGCCACUCCAGUCUCUUAGCCUCCCGACGCCAUCGCAACCUCCUGCACAUCCCCCCCGUCAUCCACGCCCUCUCCACCGAGUCCCGCGGCCUCGACACAUCCGCCAUUCGCUCCAUCCCCGUCGUCACCUUCUCCGCCGGGGAAAAAAUGGCGUCUUUCCGCGAGUGCGCCAUCUGUUUGAGCGAAUUCCACAGCGAGGAGAGGCUGAAGCUGCUCCCCGGCUGCUCCCACCCCUUCCACAUCGACUGCAUAGACACCUGGCUCCAGUUCAACGCCAACUGCCCACUUUGCAGGUCCGGCGCGGUGAGUUCCAUCGCCGACUCUUCGACCGAGCACAUCGUUGUCCUCGAGCCCCUCCGGGAUCAGCAAGGCGGAAGCUCUAAUGGCCCAACCGAACCGAGCAGCGAAGUAACAGGGGAGACGUCGUCGACGAAUCCUUCGCCGAGAAGGAUAAAGAAAUGGAGGAAGGGGCAGAAGGUAGGGAGCAUGGGGGACGAGUUCGUCGGCGACAGGUGCCGUUGCGAGCAGCCGAUGCGGAGGUCAUUCUCCAUGGACUCGUGCAACGACAGCCAGCUUUAUCUUUCCAUCCAAGAGAUCUUGAGGCAGAGCCGGCGUGGCUCUAAUCAGGCAAGUGGCACUGGAGAAACCAGCAGUAGCGCGGACGGUGGCGGGAGUGGGAGGGUCCGGCGGUCGCUCUUCUCGUUCGGCCGGAGCUCUAGGAGGUCGGUGAUUCCGAUGGAAGAGAUUGACGUGUGACACAAUGAGGAUGAUAGAUCUGGGACACAAAAUCAAGGUAUGAAUGUGCGACCGUAGAUGCAUGGACUUUGAAAUUCGCAAUAUAUUUUCAUUGAUAUAUUGAUGUGAUCGUUUCCCUGAAGCAUUAUUGGAGGGAUGAUGACUGACUGGCAGCAUCAUCGUGUCUCUUCCCGUAAGAGUCAACUUAUUGAAAUUCGUUACACACUUAACACUGGAUGAGAUUGGGAGAGCCAUGUGAAGCU
This is a messenger RNA of Zingiber officinale, 1332 nucleotides long. Its product is annotated as RING-H2 finger protein ATL16-like. NCBI's taxonomy places the organism in Eukaryota, Viridiplantae, Streptophyta, Magnoliopsida, Zingiberales, Zingiberaceae. The record is from RefSeq and is a predicted model, not a curated record. Gene Ontology annotation, biological process: protein ubiquitination. Bases 149 to 1090 code for a protein of 313 amino acids. Gene Ontology annotation, molecular function: transferase activity. The transcript has a single exon.